AUGAGGAAGAUGAUGGGUGUGAAGACGAAGGAGGACUAUGCCAUAGGGUCUUCGUCCUUUUUCCCUUGUAAUUAUCCAUUCCUUGAUUUUUCUGAAGAUAAGGGCUCUUUAGGGUUUAUGGAGUUGUUGGGUGUGCAAGACUAUAGUCCUCUGCUUGAUUUGCCUUUAGGGUCCGACAUGGCAGUGCCUCAAACAUCUGAUCUUAAGGAACCACCUCAGACUAAGAAAGAAUGCUCCGAGGUAACCAACCAGCAACCUGCGACUCCGAACUCUUCAUCCAUUUCCUCCGCGUCCAGUGAGGCUCUCAAUGAUGAACAACAGAAUAGAACUGUAGACCAAACACAUGAUGAACACCGCAAGACAAAAGAACAGUUGAAGUCUAAGAAGACAAACCAGAAGAGACAGAGAGAACCGAGAAUCGCGUUCAUGACGAAAAGCGAGGUGGAUCAUCUGGAAGAUGGGUACAGAUGGAGAAAGUACGGUCAAAAAGCUGUGAAAAACAGCCCCUUUCCCAGGAGCUACUACCGUUGCACCAGUGUUUCGUGUAAUGUGAAGAAACGCGUGGAGCGAUCUUUUACCGACCCAAGCAUUGUGGUGACAACCUACGAAGGCCAACACACCCAUCCAAGCCCAGUUAUAGGUCGCUCCAACAACUUUGGUUCGCUAAUGUCUGGAUCUGGGGACUACAUGUCUCGUUAUUAUCAGCACCAUCAACAACAAAUCCACGUCAAUGCAUUGUCUUCUUCGGGCUUCUUCCCUUCAAAGAAUGGCACUUUUCCUCACGAAACUGUGUUGUUGAGUGACAAUGGGCGUCUUCAAGAUGUUGUUCCUUCACAUAUGUUCAAAGGAGACUAG
Sphenostylis stenocarpa is the source of this 855-nucleotide messenger RNA. Lineage: Eukaryota; Viridiplantae; Streptophyta; Magnoliopsida; Fabales; Fabaceae. The record is from the annotation of a GenBank genome assembly.